Molecule: messenger RNA, 2664 nt
Organism: Malassezia japonica
Lineage: Eukaryota; Fungi; Basidiomycota; Malasseziomycetes; Malasseziales; Malasseziaceae
Exons: 3
Coding region: 1-2664 (887 amino acids)
Biological process (GO): proteolysis; glutathione catabolic process
Molecular function (GO): peptidase activity; protein binding
Source: RefSeq, a predicted model, not a curated record
AUGGCGGGCUGCGCUACGUCGGCAUUGGACCCGGUCGGUAUGAAGCCGACGCAGGAGGAAUCCGUCAUAGGGGAUGACCUACUGCAAGCCAUCACGGACACGACCGCGCAGCCGCUGCAUACCGUCACCCUGAAUGAUACCUCGAUUCUGGCGAUUGCUGUCUAUCAGGAACGCGGCCUGCUGUUUGCCGGCGCCCAGGACGGCACCAUCUUUGUAUGGGACUUGGUAACGCAACAGCUGCAUGCCACGCUCAUUGGACAUACGCGCAGCGUACUUGCGCUCGAGCUCGCCGCCGAGAAAGGCUGGCUGUUUAGUGCCUCGUCCGACAGCACCGUGCGUCUCUGGAACGUGCGUGAGCUCGAGCCCCUCGCACUCAUUUACCCCGCGACAGACAACACAGGCGAUAUCUUGACCAUGACCUGGUGCUCUGCACUGCAUACCCUCUAUCUUGGAUGCCAGGACACGUCCAUUCAAUGGAUCUGCAUCACACCCGAAAAGCUCAGUGAGACGCCGCUACAUGCCGUGCCCGAGUCGCGGCCGCACAAGUUCUUUGACUCCAUGUCGCGCGCAAUGUCCGGCGCGUCGAGCCCGCUGCCGCUCGCCGUGCGCACGGCCGAGCAACUUAUCCGCCGCACGGCCGUGCACAUGGCCAGCAGCGUCGCGACGGAUGCGCAUCCUCCUCUGCCGUUGCGCGCAUGUGCGCCGAUGCAAAUGUCGGUCCUCGCUGUGAACAAAACGUGCGUCAUCCCUUCGGCCCACUUUGGCUACGUCUACAGCCUGACCAUCGUCCCGGUUGCGAGCGGCGCUCCGAUACUUGCCAGCGGCGCCGGCGACGAGAUGAUUCGUCUCUGGACGCUGAAUGCGGACGGCAUCCUCUUGCAGCACACGCUCGAGCUUCCGCUGCCGACGGGUGAUGCGAUCCUCACGCUCGGCGCGUGGGAGAGCACGCUGCUGGCCGGCAAGCAGGGCGGAACGAUUGACGUGUGGGACAUUGAUAGCCGUACGCUGAUCCGCACGCUGCGUGGCCACAACGACGAUGUGCUGUGCAUGCAGCUCGCAGAGCCGGGCGCGGAACGCACCUUUUUCUCGGGCAGUGCCGAUGGCCAUGUGUGUCGUUGGGACAAGUACUUCCGGUGUACUGCGCGCUGGGCCGCGCACGACGACAUUGUGCAGACAUGUGCAGUGUACAGCGGCAACCGCGCGGCCACGUCGCGCUACUCGUGGCUUACGGCGGAGCCUGUGCUAAUCACCGGCUCCUCGGACGAGUGUGUGCGCCUGUGGUCGUUUGAGCCGCCGGCCGCGGUGCCUGCGGCGAGCGAGGAGGCGGCUGUCCCUCCCUCGCUGGUCCAGCGCCUUGCGCGCUUUAUCCGCUACAAAAGUGUGUCGAACGGCCCCACGAUGCUGGCCGACGAUGAAAAUAUGGAAGAUUCGCGACAGGCCGCGCACUUUUUAAAGACGACGCUGAUGGAGCUCGGGGCGAGCGAUGUGCGCCUCGUCUCUGGCGGCGCGCGUGCGAACCCCAUGGUCCUCGGCACGUUUCGCGCGUCAAAAGGCCCUGCGCGCCGCCGCUGCCUCUUUUACGGGCACUAUGACUGUAUUCCCGCGAGCGGCGAGUGGGACAGCAGCCCGUGGGAACUGAGCGGUCGCAACGGCUACCUGUACGGCCGUGGCGUCAGCGACAACAAAGGUCCAGUGCUGGCCGUUGCGUACGCCGCGAGCGAGCUGCUCCAUGCCAAGGAGCUGAAUGUGGACGUGGUGAUGUUGGUCGAAGGCGAGCAAGAGACCGGCUCGAAAGGCUUCCAGGCCUGUCUGCGCGAGCACAAGGAGCUGAUUGGCAAGAUUGACGUUGUGUUUGUCUGCAACUCGUACUGGCUCGGCGAGCAGCGCCCCUGUCUCACGGUCGGCCUGCGCGGUGUGAUCCAGGUCAUUGUGCGCAUUACCGGCUUGCACGCCGACCGGCAUUCGGGUGUCGACGGCGGCGCGGAGCGCGAGCCGAUGAUGGAUAUGAUCAAGCUCCUUGCCACGCUUACCGACGGUGCGGGACGUGUCGCGCUACCCGGUUUCUAUACCCAUGUCCGUCCUGUCGAGGCACAAGAGCGUGCCUACUAUGAGUCGAUUGUCCACGAGGCGCGCGGCCCGCCGACCAGCGCCGAGAGCCUCAUGGCGUUGUGGUGCAUGCCCUCCUUUACCGUGCACCGCUUGACGAACAGCAACGCGGGCCACUCGACCGUGAUUCCGAACUCGGUCGAGGCGUCGCUCAGUGUGCGUAUUGUCCCCGACCAGUCGCUCGAUGCGAUCGAGCAGCUGCUGCGCGACAGCAUCCAGCGCAACUUUGACGCGCUGCAGUCGACCAACCGCAUCGAGGUGUCCGUCUUUCACCGCGCCGACUGGUGGCUCGGCUCGCUCGAGCUGCCGUACUGGCACGCCCUUGCCGAGGCCAUCGAGGCGGAGUGGGGCGAGCCGCCAGUGCGUAUCCGCGAAGGCGGCUCGAUUCCCGGCAUGGCGAUCCUCGAAAAAGAACUCGGCGCACAGGCUGUACAUCUCCCUAUGGGCCAGGCCUCGGACCACGCACACCUGCCCAACGAACGCAUCCGCCUCGUGAAUCUCGAAAAGGGCCAAGCGGUCGUCCGCCGCUUCUUCCACACGCUCGGUGCGAUGGACUAA